Mastomys coucha (southern multimammate mouse) is the source of this 1036-nucleotide messenger RNA. RefSeq lists its product as uncharacterized. The coding region runs from base 257 to 1015 and encodes 252 amino acids. The transcript is spliced from 6 exons. The record is from RefSeq and is a predicted model, not a curated record. Lineage: Eukaryota; Metazoa; Chordata; Mammalia; Rodentia; Muridae.
CUGCUUUCACUAAGUUGGUGGUCUUUUACUUGUAUUGUCACUGACUGUCAUGGGGAUGGUGCUUCUUAGUUGUCUAUCGCUGUGUCAUGUAUAUCCACAAAUCCAGUAGCUUAAAAAUACCAGUACACGGACCUGAGUCUGUGAGAGAAGGAAGCCUUGUGAGUGGAGUCUUUAUUAUCUCCCCGUUUUCAGGCGAGCUGGCUAGGAACUUUAGCAUCUUUUGCCGAUUAAGAUAAUGAUCUAAAGAGUAACACCGAUGGUAGAAGCCUCGGGGCCAAAAUUUUGUCUGGCACAGACCCCACGCUUCUCCGAUUAUAAGGAGGCUGACCUCCCCUUGCCUCUUUCCUCAAAGCCGAUUCAGAAUGGACAGUGCCAGGCAGGGUCUUCUGAUAACAAGCCUCAUCGCCACCUAGUGGCAAACAUCAGGUUCGACUUUACUACAAACAACAAAAGUCUCUCCAAACAGCACGCGGAAGAGGCCCAGAGGCUCAAGCUGGGAUGUCGGAAACACAACCGGUCCCACCGUAAGACUGCGCGAACUAAACCCCAGCGCCUACCACAGCCCUCAUGGCUCGGUGAGAUUCCACUACAACCACCGCCGAACAGUCACAUUGCCCUUCUCCUGGAUCAACACUUGACAAGGGAGGAAGACGCAGAGGCCAACAUCAUCUCAACGUGGAGAGGAGGAGCUGCGGGGAGGCUUCAAUGCUACUGCUCUAAGCAUUCCAGAGAAAGCUGCUUCUGCCCUAGCUGGACCUCACAAUAUCCCUGGCAAGGCUUCCAAGAGCACGGACUUCUGAAGUGGAACUUCACAGCCGUUCAGGGCAUGCUGCCAGUAGUAUUUACAAUAGUCAAGACACAGAGUCAACCAGGACGCCAGUGGACAAAUGGGUUAGAUAUGAGACAGAUCAGAAUUCAGAUACCAUCCCCUCCCCCCAGCACAUUUGUCUUGAAGAAAAAUGAUGUGCCGAACUGCGCAGAUGGAAAUUUCGAGCAACGAGAAAGAUUAAAGUGAAACCCCACUCCUUAGACCUAA